AUGACAGACACUGAAAUUGAUACUACCCUGAAACAUCUGCAAACACUUUUCAAUUUCACAACAACAACAACAACAACCGACAAUGCUUUGGGCACCAUUGACUUUCUGCAACAACACCUCCAUUCGGACCAAGCAACACUGAAAGCAAUCAUCAAAAGACAACCAUUGUUAUUGGGUUUUCAAGCAUCCACAUUGAGGGAAAAAUUAGAUUGGAUGCAGGAGACAUUUGGGUGGAAUCGGAAGGAGCUUUUGAAGGUUGUGUCCAAAAAACCAGUUCUCUUGAGCCUUUCCAUCCAUGACACUCUGCAGCCAACACUGGAUUGGUUUCAAGAAACACUCAACAUGACAAAUCCAAAGCUCCUCUCCAAAGUGUUAAAGACAUAUCCAUAUCUUUUGUUGUCGAACAACACAGACAGUUUGGCUGGUUUGGCUGAAAAGGCAGAGUGGCUACAAAAGCGGUUAGAACUGGAGACAACAGAGGAAAUCUCCAAAGUCAUUGGGAAAAAGCCAGAAAUCAUUGGCUAUUCAAUGGAUGCAAUGGACUUGAGAAUCAAGUGGCUACAAAAAAGCCUGGACUUUACUGACAGUGAAACUGCCAAGCUUAUUUGGAAGGACCCAUCCCUACUUGGAAAGAGCCCAGAGAAGAAUCUGGAGCCAACACUUAACUGGCUUGUGCAUCGGUUUGGCCAUGAAACAGCCAAAAAGGUGGUUUCACGCCUUCCCUCUGUGUUGGGUCGUAGUAUCCAAGACUCACUUGAGCCAAAGCUAGAGUAUCUCCAAACGAAGUUCCAACUCGAUGAAGAAGGUGUCUUGAAUAUGAUUGGGAAGCUGCCGACUCUCUUCAGUGUGAGCUGCAGUAACAUUGACAAUACACUACAGUUCUACACCGAACGCUAUGGAGAAGACAAGGUACUUCAACAUGUGAUUGGAAAUCCAGCAUAUUUGGGUGCUAGCUUGAAGAAACGACUAUUGCCACGGUGGGAGCAAGCUGUUGAGUUGGGGUUUGCAGCAGAGGUACCCAUAUUUGUGCUUGCAGCGCAUACACCAAAAAAGUGGGCUAUAUUUGUGGAAUCAAAGACUGCAGAUAAAGUUGUGGCUGCAAACUGA
Messenger RNA from Seminavis robusta, 1107 nucleotides. NCBI's taxonomy places the organism in Eukaryota, Bacillariophyta, Bacillariophyceae, Naviculales, Naviculaceae. The record is from the annotation of a GenBank genome assembly.